GGCCGUGACCUGCGUGCCCAGCCCGUUGAAGGUGGACGUACCUGGAGUCGGACUCGCUUUUCGACCAGCAGUCCACUUCGAGCUCCAGGGCGGGAGCCUGGGCAAGAGCCUCUGCAAGCUCAAGAAGUUCGAGGACCGCGAGCUCAUGACGCUCGAUUAUCAAAGGAUGACGGCGGUGCUCUGGCAGGUCUGCAAGGGCCUACAGCAGAGGAUCGAGAAGCUUGAGAAGAAGAAGGGUCGCGAGGUUAUUCUUCAAGUGCUCCAAUUAACUGGAGGACUGGAGGAAUGCGAUUUUGGGGGCGUUUUGAGUCCGAAAAGGCUAUUCCUCCAGACGGCGCGAUGGAGCUCGGCCCGGGACUUCAACGUGAGGGAUCCUCGGAAGCUUUUUCAAAUCGCUCGGAAGGAGUUCCCGGGCCGGGCGGACCUGACGUCGGCACGUGCCCGGGCGGCGCUGCGCAGCGACGUGGCGAGGCAGAUCCUGGCCCCUCCGAACGACCGCCUGCAAGCGGACCUCAUUGACAUGAGCCAGAACACCCGGGGAGCCAACAAGUUCGGGCUGCUGGUGACCGACGUGUUUACCCGCGAGGUGGCCACCAAAGCCCUGCCCGACAAGCGGGCCGAGACGGUGACACGAGCAGCAGCGGAGAUCAUCCCCGAGCUGGUGGAGGACGGAUCGAAUUAUGCCAUCACCACGGAUCUGGGGAACGAGUUUCGGGGCCUCGAGGCGGCACUGCCGGGGGGCGUGGUGCACCGGCAGAAGGACCCCUCUGACCGUAAUGCAACGGCUGUGGUGGACCGGGCGAUUCAAACAUUAAAGAAGGACCUGGCGGGCAAGGUGGCCCGGGACGGCG
Symbiodinium necroappetens is the source of this 851-nucleotide messenger RNA. Lineage: Eukaryota; Dinophyceae; Suessiales; Symbiodiniaceae. The record is from the annotation of a GenBank genome assembly.